CACAAACUGUUGAACUGUAGAUCAAUCCACAACAUCUAGAAUUUCACACCCACUUCAUUCAUCCAAGAUGAGGAUUUUAUUGCUAGGAAAGAGUGGAGUUGGAAAAAGCGGCAUAGGCAAUGUGAUACUGGGCAGGAAUGCAUUUGAUGAAGCAAGUACUACAGAGAGUGAGAUACAGAAUGGAAGAGUACACGACAGAUACAUAUCAGUUAUUGACACUCCGGGAUUUCUUAACUCUGACCUGACUGAAGAAGAGCUGCAUGAUGAAAUGAUGAAGAGUCUUUCUCUAUCUCAUCCUGGUCCUCAUGUGUUCCUGCUGGUGAUCAGACUGGGCAAUUUCACAGAGGACGAGACAAAUACAGUGAAAUGGAUCCAGGAGAACUUUGGAGCACAAACUUUUAAGUUCACCCUGGUUCUGUUUGUUGGUAGAGAACAAAUGACAAAUAGAGAAUGGAUGGUUUUUACACUCAGUAAAAAAUGUCAGGAACUCGUCAGCCAAUGCAGAGGUAAAUUUCACGAGUUAAACAGUGAAAGUGAAAUUAAUCCAUCUCAGAUUACAGCCCUUCUAGAGAAGAUUGAGAAACUCAUCAAACAGAACAAUGACCAGCAUUACACCAUUGAGAUGUUUCAAAAGGCUCAAAUGAAGAUCAGGAAAGAAACAGGACAAAAAGUACAAGAACACUCCUGGAAAGUGAUUGAAAAACAGAAAUCAUUGGAAACAGUACAAUGGGAACAUGAGGAGAUGGCAUCAAGACAGCAAUUGGACCAAACAGUCAUGUUAGAUCUCAGGAUUGUGAUGGUGGGGAAGACUGGAGUUGGAAAGAGUGCAACAGGAAACACCAUCCUGGGAGAAAAGCUGUUUGUAGAAGAUUUAUCUUCUGAAUCUGUGACUAAAGAAUGCCAAAAACAUCAACAGACAGUAGAGGGCAGAACCAUCUCAAUAACAGACACUCCAGGACUGUUUGAUACAUCGAUCAGUAAUGAAGAACUGAAGGAUGAAAUACAGAAGUGUGUAGAAAUGUCUGUUCCUGGUCCUCAUGCGUUCCUGCUGGUGACCAGACUAGAUGUGAGAUUCACAGAAGAAGAGAAGAACACAGUGAAAUGGAUUCAGAAGAACUUUUCACAAGAGGCGAUGAAUUACACUAUAGUUCUGUUCACUCGAGGUGAUCAGUUAAAAACAUCAAUUGAGGAGCAUUUGAAUAAAAACGAUCAGCUGAAAGAGCUUGUGCAUCAGUGUAAAGGCGGAUAUCAUGUUUUUAAUAACACAGAAGAAAAUCCAGCACAGGUGACUGAACUGAUAGAGAAGAUCAACAGAAUGGUGAAGGAGAAUGGAGGCAGACAUUACACAAAUGACAUGUACAAGGAGACUCAGAUAAAAAUCUGGCAAGAAGAAGAGAAAAAGAAGCAGGAAGAGGAAAAAAUGAUUCGAAAAGCUGAGAAAAAAAGGCUAGUCCAAAGGGUAAAAAAUGUGGCCUUAGGAGCAGGAACAGGAGUUGGUGUAGCAGGAGCAGCUGCCGGAGGUGUAGCACUAGUUGCUGCAACAGGUGGAUUGGCAUUACCUGCGGUUUUAAUAUUAGGAGGUGCUGCUGUUGGAGUGGGAUCGGGUGCCAAACUUAUUUCAAACAAAGUGAAAGCUAAGAAGGAGAGGAAGAAUUCAGCAAACAAUGCAUAAACAGUUGCAAUUUUUGCAUGGGAGACACUAAAGCAAAGGCAUACUGGAUAAGGUACAAUAACAAUAAUUAUUAACAGUAAUAAUGCAACUAUAAUUAAAUUAUGUAAACACUAAAAAUAUUAAUUAUUAUAAUUGCUCUAGGUGACGGUAAUCAUUCAAUUCUCUUUUUCUGAUAUCUAAUCAUUAUAUUUUUUGGUUACUUAAUUAAAAAAAAAGGGUUUAUAGAGUGUAUAUAUUAUGGCUGUCAAUCAUUUAAAAUCUUUAAUCGAAUUAAUUACAUGGUGUCCCAAUUAAUUAAUCGCAUUUAAUCGCAUAUUCAAAUAUUU
This is a messenger RNA of Xyrauchen texanus (razorback sucker), 1998 nucleotides long. RefSeq names its product GTPase IMAP family member 8-like. Gene Ontology annotation, molecular function: GTP binding. The transcript is spliced from 3 exons. The coding region runs from base 68 to 1672 and encodes 534 amino acids. The record is from RefSeq and is a predicted model, not a curated record. NCBI's taxonomy places the organism in Eukaryota, Metazoa, Chordata, Actinopteri, Cypriniformes, Catostomidae.